Molecule: messenger RNA, 1753 nt
Organism: Pseudoliparis swirei
Lineage: Eukaryota; Metazoa; Chordata; Actinopteri; Perciformes; Liparidae
Gene: prim2
Product: DNA primase subunit 2
Exons: 14
Coding region: 89-1630 (513 amino acids)
Biological process (GO): DNA replication, synthesis of primer
Cellular component (GO): alpha DNA polymerase:primase complex
Source: RefSeq, a predicted model, not a curated record
GCGUCAUCAUCAUUUACCCGCGUAUGUUGAACACUUUGUUUGGCGGGAUUGGGCAGAGAAGAAGUAACCCCGUCGUCCAUUCGGAACCAUGGAGUUUUUUAGCAGAAAGAAGAAGUCCAUCUCCAACUCUCAGGCGGAGCUCUAUGGAAAUCCUCUGCAGUUCUAUGGGCAGCCACCUCUGGAAAACAUCUCUCUCACUGAAUUUGAGGCUUUAGCUGUGGAUCGACUGAAAUUGUUAAAGACCGUGGAGAAUUUGGGCGUGAGCUGCGUGAAACUGUCAGAUCAGUACACAAGAAAACUGGAUUCUGAGUCUAAAACCCUGAACUUUGUUUACAGACCUGACACUGAUGACAGAAAACCUCAGAAUGGACCAAGUGAGUAUGAGAAACGAAGAAAGGACCACAUCUCCCACUUUAUUCUCAGACUCGCCUACUGCCAGACGGAGGAUCUGCGACGGUGGUUUAUACAACAGGAAGUUGAUCUUUUCCGCUACCGCUUCAAUAACCUAUCUUCAAAGCAAAAGCUUGAAUUUCUUCACAGAAAUAAUCUGCAAUAUAACACUAUUAGUGUCGAGGAGAAGAAGGUUCUGCAGGAUAAACUUGUCAACUCCAGUUACACCGUCAGUGGAAUCACGGUGGAGGAUCAGGACUUCUACAAAGUCCCAUUUCAAGAUGCCCUGGAUCUCGUGCGAACAAGGAAAGUGUACCUCAAAGCAGGCUACGUGUACAUCCCUCACCAGGACAUCGUCACCAUUGUUCUCAACGAUUUCCGCACCAAGCUUUCUAAAGCUCUUGCGCUGACAGCCCGCUCGCUACCAGCAGUGCAUUCUGAUGAACGGCUCCAACCGCUCCUGAACCACCUCAGUCAUGCUUAUGUGGGGCAGGACUACAGCAUCCAGAAGAAUGUGGGGAAAAUCUCCUUGGAACAAAUCGAUCCACUUUCUGGAAAGUCGUUCCCGCUCUGCAUGAGGCAGCUCCACCAGGCCCUCAGAGAGAACCACCACCUCCGCCACGGCGGUCGCAUGCAGUACGGCCUCUUCCUCAAAGGUGUCGGCCUCUCCCUGGAGCAAGCGCUGCAGUUCUGGAGGUCAGAGUUCAUAAGAGGCAAAGUGGAUUCGGACAAGUUUGACAAAGCAUAUGCCUACAGCAUCCGCCACAUGUUCGGCAAAGAAGGCAAGCGAACAGACUACACCCCCUACAGUUGCAUGAAGGUGAUUUUAUCAAACCCACCGAGCCAAGGGGACCACCAUGGAUGUCCUUUCCGUCACAGUGACCCGGAGCUGCUGAAGCAGAAGCUCCAGGUCUACAAAGUGUCUCCCAGUGGGAUCACUCAGAUCCUGGAGCUGGUUAAAGGGAUGCACUUUCAGCUGGCGUGCCAGAAGUACUUUGAGCUGACACACAAUAUUGAGGACGCCACUUUCUCGCUGAAUCACCCCAACCAGUACUUCAUCGAGAGUCAGAAGGUGUUGGGCGGAGGCAAGGACAUAAAGCGAGAGACGGACGCUCCACAGAGGUCGCAGGAAGCUUCGGCCUCCAGAGGAACCGGUGCAGCUGGAGAGUCGGCAGCAGACACCUCCCAGGCUUCGGAUGAGAAGACGGAGGACCUGGACUCCUUCUUUCAAGAUGCUUGAUUUUAAUUGUAAUUUUUCUGUGAGGACGGCAGUUAGCGUUGGUACUUAAAAUAACUUUAGCUGAAUCUGGCUUUCGAAGCCACUGUACAUGACAUGUUAAGAAAUAAAGUCGCAUAUCAUUCA